AUGGGGGCGGAGGGGCCGGUGCCGGGUCACCUCCGGUGCAGAAGGAGCGACGGGAAGCAGUGGCAAUGUUCCCGUCGCGCCGAGGACGGGAAAUCCUUCUGCGAGUUCCACCAUCUGCAGGCCCUUCGCCGCCAGUCCCGCCGGGCGCGCCAGGCCGUGCCGGAGCAUCUCCGGUGCCGGAGGAGCGACGGGAAGCAGUGGCGGUGUUCCCGAAGGGCCAAGAAUGGGUUGUCCUUCUGCGAGAUCCACCAUCUCCAGGCCCUCCGCCGCCAGUCCCGCCAGCCCGUGCCGGACUCCCUCAAGCUCCCCUGCCUCCGGCGCGGCGCCGAUUCCGCGGCUCAGAAAGAUGGGGAGCUGGGCAGCAAGGACGCGCCGGUGACGAUGCCGAAGAGAGGGAGGAAGAAGGUGGGGAAUGGGGAGUUGACGAUGGAGCUGAUCAGGAUGGUGGUGCGGCAGAUGCUGCGGCGGAGAGAAGAGAAGGAGAAGAGGAAGAGGGAGGAGACGACGAUGGACGAUACAUACGAUCUGCGCGGAGAGGUUGCCGAUGAUGUGGCCUCCUCGUCGCACAUUGCUCCGAUCAUGUCUCCGGACAUUGUGGGCGGCGAUCCAGCCGAGGGGAAGCUGGUGCUGGGCACGAGCUCCUUCUUGCGCUGGCCGUUCCGGUCGAAGAAUGUGGAGAGGCCACCUCUGGUGGCGUCUGCUCAGGUGUGGUUGCCCGUGCGCUGUUCGACAGUAAGCCUCAUCCACAAGGAUCCACCUGUUUCUUGUUGCUCUCCUCAAUCCUCCCUCCCCUCCCCUCCCUCCCCCCUUCCCCUCCCACCCUAACCUCUUAUUUCUCUGUAGAUGAUUUCCAGAGGAAGAAGAACCAUCCAUGGCGAGAAGAGCAGGAAGAGGGCGUGCCAGCUGUGCCAGGAGACCCACACACAGUCUCUGGUUCGCUGCUCCAGCUGCAGGAAGGUGCUUUUCUGCAUGACUUGUGUAAAGAAGUGGUAG
This is a messenger RNA of Spirodela intermedia, 993 nucleotides long. NCBI's taxonomy places the organism in Eukaryota, Viridiplantae, Streptophyta, Magnoliopsida, Alismatales, Araceae. The record is from the annotation of a GenBank genome assembly.